CUGCAUAUGCAAUUUAAGAACGUCCUGUUCAAGAGUACCGCUGUGCACUUUUACUACGCGUACGGAUUUUCAUUCCUUUCAAUUACUUAUAAAAUGAAAUGAAAAUUGAGUCGAGAGGAAAAGACCGACUUUCUCCUCUGCGAGAGGGAGCGUAUGUAGGUAACGUAUAUCGUAUACUACAUAGUACGUACCCGUACACAUGUCUAUGACGGAAACCUGCUGAUAUAACUAACCAGACCACGUAUGCAAUUGUGCGCCGUUGCAACUUCAUUCAUAGCCAAGGAGUGGGGAAUCAGAAUUGAAGAAAGGAAGGGGAGGAGGAGCGGAUAGUGGUAUAUCGAAAACUUCUUGCCGUCACACGAAAAUCGAGAAUUCUACACAUAUAAGUGUGUAUGUAUGUAUGUGUAUGUGUAUCCUUACGCUGCGAGGAACGCUGGAACGAAAACGCGAUCGCGAUCGCAAUAAAUAGUGAUCUUUCGCGGUUACGCUGUGCGGUUUCGUGGGUCGUCGUCACUUUUCGAAAAACACGUUGGACGACGUCGUGGAAUACGGAGGAUCGAUCGAAGAAGUUUAGUACUUGAGGAACUAUUUUUAGACAGAGGGGCGGUCGUUGGCGGCCAUGAUGGGUGUCAGCAGCAGCAGCAGGCAGCAGCAGCAGCAGCAGCAGCAGUAGCAGCAGCAAGUAGUGACGGCAUUCACUUUGCGUCAGUUGAUUUCUGUGCGCCGAUGAUCGGGUCGAGGUUUUCUGGUUUGAUUUGAGCGUACCGUAAAGUCGGGACAGUUGUACAUACAUAGAGGGACGAGAGACAGUCGCGAUCCUGUUUCGCGACCCGAGUAUAAAAGCGGCCGGGAAAACCUCGGAAAGUCAUUGAAAACAUCUGAAAAAUGACGCAGUUACUGCCCAUAAGGUUUCAAGAACAUCUCCAGCUCACAGCUGUCGGGAUUAACGCCAACAAUGUCAGUUUCAAUACGCUUACCAUGGAAUCUGAUAAAUUUAUUUGCGUUCGGGAGAAAGUUGGUGAUACCGCACAGGUAGUUAUCAUUGACAUGAACGAUUCUGCAAAUCCCAUCAGAAGACCUAUCUCUGCAGAUUCUGCGAUCAUGAAUCCAGCCAGCAAAGUAAUUGCUUUGAAAGCGAUGAAAACCCUUCAGAUUUUCAACAUAGAAAUGAAGUCGAAAAUGAAAGCUCACACAAUGACGGAGGACGUGGUGUUCUGGAAAUGGAUAUCUUUGAACACGUUGGCAUUGGUAACAGAAACGGCAGUUUAUCAUUGGUCGAUGGAAGGGGAGUCGACGCCGAAUAAAAUGUUUGAGCGACAUCCUUCAUUGAACGGCUGUCAAAUAAUCAACUACCGGACCGAUCCGAAACAAACGUGGCUUCUACUGAUCGGGAUCUCUGCCCAACACUCGAGAGUCGUAGGCGCCAUGCAACUGUACUCUGUGGAGAGGAAAUGUUCUCAACCGAUCGAAGGACAUGCUGCCGCUUUUGCCCAAUUUAAAAUGGAGGGGAACGCGGAACCGAGUAACUUGUUCUGUUUCGCGGUGAGAACGGUUCAGGGUGCGAAGCUUCAUAUAAUCGAGGUGGGCCAACCGCCUGCCGGUAACCACCCGUUUCCAAAGAAAGCAGUGGACGUUUUCUUCCCGCCGGAAGCUGGGAACGAUUUCCCGGUCGCGAUGCAAGUCAGCUCCAAGUACGACGUUAUAUAUCUGAUAACGAAAUACGGGUAUAUACACAUGUACGACAUCGAAUCAGCCACGUGUAUAUUUAUGAAUCGCAUAUCCGGCGAAACUAUUUUCGUCACUGCGCCUCACGAGGCGUCCGGCGGCAUAAUCGGAGUGAAUCGGAAAGGUCAGGUACUGUCCGUGUCCGUGGACGAGGAGAACAUAAUUCCGUAUAUAAACGGGGUGCUGCAAAAUUCUGAGCUCGCGUUGCGAAUGGCCGUGCGAAACAACUUGUCGGGAGCUGAAGAUCUGUUCGUGCGCAAGUUCAAUCUACUGUUCCAAAGCGGUCAGUACGCGGAAGCGGCGAAAGUCGCGGCAAACGCUCCGAAAGGUAUUCUUCGAACACCGGCGACCAUCCAACGUUUCCAACAGGUACCCACCACGCAGGGACAAACGUCGCCGCUGUUACAAUAUUUCGGGAUCCUUCUCGAUCAGGGUCAGUUGAACAAGUACGAAUCGUUGGAAUUGUGCCGGCCUGUACUCGUGCAAGGUCGUAAACAGCUGCUCGAGAAAUGGUUGAAGGAGGAUAAACUGGAGUGUAGCGAGGAGUUGGGCGACUUGGUGAAACAAGCCGAUCCGACUUUGGCCCUGAGCGUGUAUCUACGGGCGAACGUACCGCAGAAAGUUAUACAAUGCUUCGCGGAGACUGGCCAAUUUCAGAAGAUCGUGUUAUACGCGAAGAAAGUGUCGUACACGCCCGACUAUAUAUUUUUGUUACGGAACGUGAUGAGAAUCAAUCCGGAUCAGGGUGUGGCUUUUGCCCAGAUGCUCGUUCAAGACGACGAACCGCUGGCCGACAUCAAUCAGAUCGUCGAUAUAUUUAUGGAGCAGAACAUGGUUCAGCAAUGUACAGCAUUUUUGUUGGACGCUUUGAAGAACAAUCGGCCGAGCGAAGGUCCGUUGCAGACGCGGCUGUUGGAAAUGAAUCUAAUGUCCGCGCCGCAGGUCGCCGAUGCGAUCUUGGGCAACCAAAUGUUUACGCACUACGACAGAGCUCAUUGCGCGCAGUUGUGCGAGAAAGCUGGCUUGUUGCAACGCGCUUUAGAGCAUUACACCGAUCUGUACGACAUCAAACGGGCCGUGGUGCACACGCACCUACUGUCUCCCGAUUGGCUCGUUGGAUUUUUUGGAACGUUAUCCGUCGAGGAUUCUCUCGAAUGUUUGAAGGCAAUGUUGACCGCGAAUAUUAGGCAAAAUUUACAAAUUUGCAUUCAAAUCGCAACGAAAUAUCACGAACAGUUGACCACCAAAGCAUUGAUAGAUUUGUUCGAGAGCUUUAAAUCGUACGAAGGAUUGUUCUACUUCUUGGGAUCUAUAGUUAAUUUCAGUCAGGAUCAAGAAGUACACUUUAAGUAUAUUCAAGCAGCUUGUAAGACUGGACAGAUCAAGGAGGUCGAACGAAUCUGUAGAGAGAGCAAUUGUUAUAAUCCGGAGCGUGUAAAGAAUUUUUUGAAGGAAGCAAAACUGUCCGAUCAGUUACCGCUGAUUAUCGUUUGCGACCGAUUCGAUUUUGUACACGAUCUUGUACUCUACCUUUAUCGGAACAAUUUGCAGAAGUACAUAGAAAUUUAUGUCCAAAAGGUAAAUCCCUCGCGUUUACCGGUCGUAGUCGGUGGUUUGUUGGACGUGGACUGUUCGGAGGAUAUAAUAAAAAAUCUGAUCCUCGUGGUACGUGGUCAAUUCUCUACCGACGAACUCGUGGAGGAAGUCGAGAAGCGAAAUCGUUUGAAGCUUUUGCUUCCGUGGCUGGAGUCUCGUGUUCACGAAGGAUGCGUCGAACCUGCUACGCACAAUGCGCUGGCAAAAAUAUACAUUGACAGUAACAAUAAUCCAGAAAGAUUCCUCAAAGAGAAUCAGUUCUACGAUAGUAGAGUCGUAGGAAAAUAUUGUGAGAAACGUGAUCCACAUUUAGCAUGUAUCGCCUACGAACGUGGUCAAUGCGAUCGGGAAUUGAUAAGUGUAUGCAAUGAGAACAGCCUUUUCAAAAGCGAAGCUAGAUAUUUGGUGAGACGCAGAGAUCCCGAUCUAUGGGCCGAAGUUCUUCACGAAAGCAACCCCUACAAGAGGCCGUUGAUCGAUCAGGUCGUACAAACAGCUUUGUCAGAGACACAAGAUCCCGAAGAUAUAUCGGUUACCGUCAAAGCGUUCAUGACCGCCGAUUUGCCGAACGAACUGAUCGAGCUUCUCGAGAAAAUCGUACUCGAUAGCAGCGUAUUCAGCGAUCACCGCAACUUACAAAACCUCUUGAUUCUAACGGCAAUAAAAGCUGAUCGUACGCGCGUUAUGGAAUAUAUAAACCGAUUAGACAAUUACGACGCACCCGACAUUGCUAACAUCGCUAUUAAUAAUGAGCUGUACGAGGAAGCUUUCGCCAUCUUUAAGAAAUUCGAUGUCAAUACAUCGGCUAUACAAGUUUUAAUCGAGCAAGUUAAUAAUCUAGACAGAGCAUACGAAUUUGCUGAACGGUGUAACGAGCCACCGGUAUGGUCUCAAUUAGCCCGGGCGCAAUUACAGCAAGGUUUAGUCAAGGAAGCUAUAGACAGUUUCAUCAAAGCAGACGAUCCAUCGGCGUACGUAGAUGUAGUAGAAACUGCUCAUCGAACAUCUCAUUGGGAGGAUUUAGUCCGUUACUUGCAAAUGGCACGCAAGAAGGCGCGUGAAUCUUUCAUCGAAAGCGAGUUAAUUUAUGCAUACGCAAGAACCAACAGACUCGCAGAUCUCGAAGAGUUCAUUUCGGGUCCUAAUCAUGCCGACAUACAAAAGAUCGGCGACAGGUGUUUCGACGACAAAAUGUACGAAGCUGCCAAGCUUUUGUAUAACAACGUGUCGAAUUUCGCACGAUUAGCCAUUACGCUGGUCCACUUGAAAGAAUUCCAAGGUGCCGUUGACAGCGCCCGCAAAGCGAAUUCGACCCGUACUUGGAAAGAGGUCUGCUUCGCUUGUGUGGACAGCGGAGAAUUUCGACUGGCGCAAAUGUGCGGAUUGCACAUUGUCGUGCACGCCGACGAACUAGAAGAUCUGAUCAAUUAUUACCAAGAUCGAGGCCACUUUGAGGAGCUUAUAAACUUGUUGGAGGCUGCCCUGGGCCUCGAGAGAGCACACAUGGGAAUGUUCACCGAGUUAGCUAUACUUUACAGCAAAUAUAAGCCACAGCGAAUGAGAGAACAUCUCGAACUCUUUUGGUCUCGCGUCAAUAUACCAAAGGUGCUUCGGGCAGCGGAACAAGCACAUUUAUGGGCAGAGCUUGUAUUUUUGUAUGAUAAAUACGAAGAGUACGACAACGCAGUUCUCGCGAUGAUGCAACACCCGACCGAAGCCUGGCGGGAGGGUCACUUUAAAGAUGUGAUCACCAAAGUAGCCAAUGUCGAACUGUAUUACAAGGCUAUACAGUUUUACGUCGAGUACAAACCUCUACUGCUUAACGAUAUAUUGCUCGUGCUUGCUCCGCGCAUGGACCACACGAGAUCGGUCGCGUAUUUCAAGAGGACCGGACACUUGCAGCUCGUGAAACCAUAUCUGAGGUCGGUUCAAGCGCUGAACAACAAAGCUAUCAACGAGGCUCUGAACGGUCUGCUCAUAGACGAGGAGGAUUAUCAAGGUCUGAGAACGUCCAUCGACGCGUUCGACAAUUUUGAUAACAUUGCGCUGGCGCAACAAUUAGAAAAGCACGAAUUAAUCGAGUUUAGAAGAAUCGCAGCGUAUUUGUACAAGGGUAACAACAGAUGGAAGCAAUCGGUAGAAUUGUGUAAAAAGGAUCGACUGUUCAGAGAUGCUAUGGAGUAUGCGGCAGAGUCUCACAAUCCCGAAGUUGCCCAGGAAUUGUUGGAAUGGUUCUUGGAAAGGGGAUCGAAAGAUUGUUUCGCAGCAUGCCUGUUUCAUUGUUACGAUUUGCUGAGUCCGGAUGUUAUUCUGGAACUAGCGUGGAGAAAUCGCAUUUUACAUUUCGCUAUGCCGUACCUUAUACAAGUCGCUCGAGAAUAUAUUACGAAAGUCGACAAACUGGAAGAAGCUGAAAGUCGACGUAUGGAAGAAACCGAUCAUCAAGAACAUAAGCCUAUGAUUAUGCCGGAGCCUCAGUUAAUGUUGACAGCAGGACCAGGUAUGAUGGCACCUGGUUAUGCACCGCAAGGUGUCUACGGUGCGCCUCCACAGGGUGUCUACGCACCGGCGGCAGCGGCAGCGGCGGCGUACCAGGCUUAUGGUAUGUGAAACACGAUGUGUGACACGUUCAACAACAACAGAGAUCAACAAAAUCUACUUUUCUAUAAUAUCUAGGUAAACGAAAAAAAAACAAGAUUAUUUCAAUAGCUCACAAUUAUUAUUAAAUGCUAAAACGAUAUCUCAUUAAAGCGAGAGAGAGAGAGAGAACGAAUAGAAAAAAGUGUUGCCGCGGAAUAAUUGUAACAUAAACGGUGAAAGAUAAUGUGAACGGUUAAAGUGAAGAAGAAUAUUUAAACGCGAAUUUCUAGUUAGUGGG
Molecule: messenger RNA, 6199 nt
Organism: Ceratina calcarata
Lineage: Eukaryota; Metazoa; Arthropoda; Insecta; Hymenoptera; Apidae
Gene: Chc
Product: clathrin heavy chain
Exons: 13
Coding region: 886-5931 (1681 amino acids)
Biological process (GO): intracellular protein transport; receptor-mediated endocytosis
Cellular component (GO): clathrin coat of coated pit; clathrin-coated endocytic vesicle; cell cortex
Molecular function (GO): clathrin light chain binding; structural molecule activity
Source: RefSeq, a predicted model, not a curated record